Messenger RNA from Cydia splendana, 2056 nucleotides. It is a transcript of the gene colt, whose product is annotated as congested-like trachea protein. Gene Ontology annotation, cellular component: mitochondrial envelope. Gene Ontology annotation, molecular function: O-acyl-L-carnitine transmembrane transporter activity. Bases 196 to 1092 code for a protein of 298 amino acids. The record is from RefSeq and is a predicted model, not a curated record. Gene Ontology annotation, biological process: carnitine transmembrane transport; mitochondrial transport. The transcript has a single exon. Lineage: Eukaryota; Metazoa; Arthropoda; Insecta; Lepidoptera; Tortricidae.
AUACAUACGUAAAUUGGAAAGCAUUACACGAAAGCGGACUUGGACUUUGACAUUUCAAUCAACUAGAUUUUAAACUGUAAUCGAGUAGGAAAUUGAGACAAUCAGGACAAGAACAGCUUUAUAGCUGUUGACCCUGAACCAACGUAGACUUGUAGUUCCUACUCUCCCUUCGAACAAAACGAUACAAAUCUAAAAAUGUCUGAAAAAAGCAGCCCAGUUAAAUACUUUUUAAGUGGUGGAUUCGGUGGUGUAUGCACAGUGUUAGCUGGUCAUCCCAUGGAUACAGUGAAAGUAAGAUUGCAAACUAUGCCACUGCCGAAGCCGGGCGAAACGCCUUUGUACAGCGGUACUUUCGACUGCUUCAAGAAAACUAUCAAUAAGGAAGGUUUUCGUGGUUUGUACAAGGGCAUGUCGGCGCCCUUGACCGGGGUAGCGCCCAUUUUCGCGAUCAGUUUCUUCGGAUUCGGGCUCGGUAAGAGGCUUAUAGCUCGUUCUGAGGACCAUGUGCUUUCUAAGCCGGAGCUGUUCGCCGCGGGCGCCUUCUCGGGCAUCUUCACGACGUCCAUCAUGGCGCCUGGCGAGCGGAUCAAGUGCCUGCUGCAGAUCCAGCAGGGUGGCAACGCGCCGCAGAAGUACGCUGGCAUGGUUGACUGCGCCAGACAGCUAUACCGGGAGGGCGGCAUGAGGAGCAUCUACAAGGGCAGUGUAGCAACUAUUUUAAGAGAUGUGCCAGCCAGUGGUAUGUACUUCAUGACCUAUGAAUGGGUGAAAGAAGUGUUGGUGCCAGCCGAUGCGAGCUCUAAAAUGAAAAUGCUGGCCACUAUAGUUGCUGGUGGUUGCGCUGGGAUAGCUAACUGGCUUGUAGGCAUGCCAGCUGAUGUGUUGAAGAGUAGGCUGCAGACGGCACCUGAGGGAACAUAUCCUAAUGGUAUGCGAGAUGUGUUCAAGCAGCUCAUGGAACGAGAAGGCCCGACAGCCCUGUACAAAGGUGUAACUCCCGUCAUGCUCCGAGCGUUCCCAGCUAAUGCAGCAUGCUUUGUUGGCUUUGAGCUAGCCAUUAACUUCUUGGACUGGGUUGCACCAAACCUUUGAUAGUGUUAUAAGGAACUAAAUCAACAAGAAUUAUUUGUACAGUAUACUAGUAUAAGAUUCCUCUAAGUUUUAAAUACAAUGUAAUAGAAAAAUGUAAAUCAGAUAUAUUUUUUUGGCUCGACUCAUGACAGUGCUACUUGCACUUGAUGCCAAAAUAAACAAGCUUUAUUUGGCAGAUAGUAUUUGUAAGAGAUCAUGUUUAUUUUUUACUACUAAUUGUUUACAUCACUGCCUAAUGUUACUAGGUGUUAUUUAAAAGAAAAUGUAUAUAAUUACUAGAUUUCUCCCUUAUAAAGCUUAUCAGUUUUGAUAAAUAUCCUCAGUGCUAGGAUUCUAUUGUAUACUAAAGUAUAUAACCUUAGUGCUUGAAGAAUGAAACUGUUUAGCAUUAUAAAGGUCUCAACCUAAGCCACAAAUAGUGAUAUAUUUUUAAUGUAUGUAAUUGUUUCCUUUAGCGUUUAUAUAAUGUUAUUACAGACAAUAGAAUAUAACAGAUUAUAUGACAGAUAUGGUUUAAGUGCCUUGUAUUACACAUAUUUACCAAGAUAUUGUGUAUCUUUAACUCCUUAUACUUGACUGCAGAUUACAGAUACCAAUUGUGUAGAAUUGUAGAUAAAGACAGUUAUCAAUAUUAACCUUUGUCAAAAAUCGUGGGUUCAAACCUCAGUUGUGAUGUAUAGAGCAGAAAAAAAUAUUCUCGAAUAAAUACAAAAUAUGUCUAAAAAUUAGGUCAGGAUCCUUAUUAUACACAGAAAAGGUUAAUUAACUAAUUUUUGUUUAUUGUAUAUUAUAUUCUAUAUAUUAUCUUGUAGUCUCAGUAAAUUGCACAAACUACUUAAAACAAAACUUAUAAAAAUACAACAAACAACAUGUCCAUACUUGCAAAUAUUUAUUCAUCAAUCAUCAGUCAUUUAUUACUUCAUAAUAACUUGAAAAUUUUAGUAAAACUCCCUUCUGAAAUUGA